Messenger RNA from Didymosphaeria variabile, 1848 nucleotides. RefSeq names its product tRNA (adenine(58)-N(1))-methyltransferase non-catalytic subunit trm6 (gene TRM6). The record is from RefSeq and is a predicted model, not a curated record. The transcript is spliced from 2 exons. NCBI's taxonomy places the organism in Eukaryota, Fungi, Ascomycota, Dothideomycetes, Pleosporales, Didymosphaeriaceae. Gene Ontology annotation, biological process: tRNA methylation. Gene Ontology annotation, cellular component: nucleus; tRNA (m1A) methyltransferase complex. Bases 1 to 1848 code for a protein of 615 amino acids.
AUGCAUUCUCACGUACGACCGAAUACGCACAUCGCCUUGCGCCUGCCUUCGGGCAUCCUCAAGCUCGUGGAGACCACGCCCAAUACUAACAUCAAUCUCGGAAAGUUUGGGACUUUCAAUUCAAAUCAGAUCAUCGGUCGCCCGUAUCGCCUCACAUACGAGUUCCUCGAACAAGAAGACCCGAAAGCGCAACCAAAGCUCCGAGUCGUACCUGCCUCAGAACUCCACGCGGAAGCUUUGGGAAGCGACCAUGUAACGCCAGCUGAGAGUAGGGAAGAUGAUGCGCCCGCGGAGGGCGGCGUCGCAUACGACAUCGUGGGCGAAGACGGUGAGGUCAUCAUGCGCAACAAUCGCUUGACCGUCGACGAUCCUUCACGGCAGACGUUGUCCAUGGACGAAAUCGAAGAGCUGAAGAAGGCGGGGUCGGGCUCUGGGAAGGAUAUCAUAGAGAAAAUCAUGGCGUCGCAUAUGGGCAUUGAAGAGAAGACGAAAUUUUCCCUUGCAAAAUACACGCUUCGGAAAUCGCGAAAGUAUCUCAAGAGGUUCACAGUACUCUCGCUCGAUAUUCCAUUACUUACCGAGUACGUGACCGAGAAAGAGGCGUACAGAAUUAUGGAGCUGCGCGAUGACUCUUUGGGAUUGAUUUGCAGCUGGGCAAAUGUUCACAGUGGAGCGACGAGUCGUGUUAUGACAGCGGAGGACGGCACCAAUCAAGUCGGUGGAGGCAGAUGGCUGGUAGUAGAUGACACUGGUGGACUGGUGACCGCAGCACUUGCCGAACGGAUGGGAAUAUUGUAUCCACCUGCUGAAGAAGAGGAGUCAGAUUUCGAAGAUUUCGAAGAAGAAGAUGACAACCCGCAGCCUGAACAGAACGACAACAACACGCCAGCAACAACCGUAUCAGGAGCGGCCCCGACACCAGCGACAGAAGAUACCCCCAUGCCCAACGCCACAACAGACGUAACAGCAACUGCACCAGACGGAACAUCAACAGAUCCGCUUCGCAUACCCCGAAAACCCCGCCAACACAUUCCCCAAUCCUCCGCCUCCACAAACACCCUCACCGUCCUCCACCCCAACAAUCAACCCAACCUCUCCCACCUCAAAUACUUCGGCUUCGAUGCGGGUGACCCCACUCCCUCGCACCCCCUCUACACACACCUCAAAUCCCUCUCCUGGCUGCAACUCCUCUCCCCCGCCGACGACCCAACCUACCUUGAGCCCGAAGUGAUACCCGAGGAGACGCUCGCGACGCUCAAGAGCUCGAAACGGGGGAAUUAUUAUCGAAAAAGAAGAAGGUGGGAGCGCACGAAAAGGGUUGUGGACGAGACGCGGGCGGGCGGGUUUGACGGACUGGUGGUGGCGAGUAGUAUGGAGCCCGUAAGUGUGUUGAAGGGGUGCGUGCCGCUUGUCAAGGGCGGAGGGCAGGUUGUGGUGUAUAGUCCGAAUGCAGAGCCAUUGGUGCAGUUGUGCGAUUACUACAGCAAAGAACGACGGACAGCGUACAUCGCAAGUCAAUUCGGACAGCAGGCGCAUGAGAAUGGGAAGAGGAGGAAGCAGAUUAAGCUGGAAGAAGAGGAGAAAGAUGGGAUGGAGGGGGAGGAUGAAGAAGACAGUUUCCCUGUUAAUCCGACAUUGCUGCUGGCUCCUUCAUUGCAGACUGCGAGAGCGAGACAGUGGCAGGUGCUGCCUGGAAGGACGCACGCUUUUAUGACAAGUAGAGGUGGGGCAGAUGGGUUCUUGUUUACUGCGACAAGGGUGCUUCCGAUUGAGGGGAAGGUGGAGGCUAGGGGACUGAGAGGCGGCAAGAAGAGGAAGACUGGGGCGGAAACCUCUACACCCGCAUGA